Molecule: messenger RNA, 1554 nt
Organism: Gracilinanus agilis (Agile Gracile Mouse Opossum)
Lineage: Eukaryota; Metazoa; Chordata; Mammalia; Didelphimorphia; Didelphidae
Gene: SYT10
Product: synaptotagmin 10
Exons: 7
Coding region: 1-1554 (517 amino acids)
Biological process (GO): regulation of dopamine secretion; cellular response to calcium ion; calcium-ion regulated exocytosis
Cellular component (GO): membrane
Molecular function (GO): syntaxin binding; calcium-dependent phospholipid binding; calcium ion binding
Source: RefSeq, a predicted model, not a curated record
AUGAGUUUCCCUGAGGACAAGUUGAGCAGCCUUUGCCAGGAAGCGCUGCACAUCGUCGCGGAGCUCUGCUUCGCGGGACUGGUGGAGUGGGAGAAAUGCUCUGGCAUCUUCCCCCCAGAUAAAGCCAACCGGGGUGGAGACAACACAGAUAUCUCUAUCAGUCUUUUAGCUGUAAUAGUUACCUUUUGUGGCCUGGCCUUGCUGGUAGUCUCAUUCUUUGUCUUCUGGAAGCUUUGCUGGCCAUCUUUGAGAAGCAAACUCCUUACUUCCAAUAUCAGUACCCUGCCACAGAGCAUCUCCAGUGCUCCAGUCUUGGAGAUUAAUGAAAAAGAAGAGAAAAAUGAAAACGAGAAGGUGUCCCCAAAAAUUGAAUCUGCAAUGAAAAUUAGCCACACUUCUCCAGAUAUACCUACUGAGGUACAGAAUGCUUUGAAAGAACAUCUCAUUAAACAUGGACCUGUCCAGAGGCAGACAACUGAGCCCACAUCUUCAUCCCGGCAUAAUUCCUUCAGGAGACAUCUACCAAGGCAAAUACAAGUGUCCAGUGUUGAUUUUUCUGUGGGCACAGAACCAGUUUCAUGGAGGGGAGAGACAACCACCAGCAUUGGGAGAAUAAAACCUGAGCUCUAUAAACAGAAAUCAGUUGACUCUGAGGGCAGCAGGAAAGAAGAUGUCAAAACUUGUGGGAAACUUAACUUUACUCUCCAAUAUGAUUAUGAAAAUGAACUACUCAUUGUUAAUAUUAUCAAAGCCUUAGAUUUACCUGCAAAAGACUUCACAGGAACAUCUGAUCCUUAUGUGAAAAUAUAUCUUCUUCCAGAUAGGAAAAAGAAGUUUCAGACCCGGGUACACAGAAAGACUUUAAAUCCCCUAUUUGAAGAAACCUUUCAGUUUCCUGUAGCCUAUGAUGAAUUGAGCAACAGAAAAUUACACUUAAGUAUAUAUGAUUUUGAUAGAUUCUCUAGACAUGACAUGAUUGGAGAAGUGAUUCUGGAUAAUUUUUUUGAAGUUUCUGAUCUUUCCAGAGAAGCUUCAGUGUGGAAAGAUAUCCAUUGUGCCACUACCGAAAGUAUAGAUCUGGGUGAAAUUAUGUUUUCCCUUUGUUAUUUACCUACGGCUGGGCGUAUGACAUUAAUAGUCAUCAAGUGCAGAAAUCUCAAGGCAAUGGAUAUCAUGGGAUCAUCAGAUCCAUAUGUAAAAGUGUCAUUAAUGUGUGAGGGUCGAAGAUUAAAAAAAAGAAAAACAACUACUAAAAAAAAUACUUUAAAUCCAGUUUAUAAUGAGGCCAUAAUUUUUGAUAUUCCUCCUGAAAAUGUGGACCAGGUCAGCCUUUUGAUUGCUGUCAUGGAUUAUGAUAGGGUAGGACACAAUGAGGUAAUAGGAGUAUGUAGGACAGGACUGGAUGCUGAAGGUCUUGGACGAGAUCAUUGGAAUGAAAUGCUAGCCUAUCACAGAAAACCAAUAACUCAUUGGCAUCCAUUGCUAGAAUUACCUGGACGAGCAACUAGUUUUGAUAGUCAAGGGUCCUGUUCAUCUCCCAAAAAAUCACCUUAG